Erigeron canadensis is the source of this 1448-nucleotide messenger RNA. Its product is annotated as serine carboxypeptidase-like 16. The coding region runs from base 1 to 1404 and encodes 467 amino acids. Gene Ontology annotation, biological process: proteolysis; secondary metabolic process. Gene Ontology annotation, molecular function: serine-type carboxypeptidase activity; acyltransferase activity, transferring groups other than amino-acyl groups. The record is from RefSeq and is a predicted model, not a curated record. NCBI's taxonomy places the organism in Eukaryota, Viridiplantae, Streptophyta, Magnoliopsida, Asterales, Asteraceae. The transcript is spliced from 14 exons.
AUGGGGUACUGUACCGGAUCCAUCCCAACCAUAACGUUACUACUGAUCACGUUUCUUCUUAGUCUAACACCUCUAUCCCAGUCUACUGAUGUCGCACCAAGCUCGAAAUCUUCUAUCGUUAAAUAUCUUCCUGGAUAUAAUGGUCAACUUCCUUUCACACUCGAAACCGGGUAUGUGGGAAUAGGGGAGAAGGAAGAAGCACAAUUUUUCUACUAUUUCGUUGAAUCAGAACGAAAUCCAGAAGAAGAUCCACUCCUUUUCUAUCUCACCGGUGGUCCGGGAUGUUCCGCUGUUAUUACAUUCUUCUAUCAAAUCGGUCCACUUAGUUUCAACUUUGACAAUGCUCCUCAAAAUAUCACAAUGACAGUGAAUCCAAACUCAUGGACAAAGUUUGCUAAUGUUAUAUUUGUGGACAUGCCUGCUGGCACUGGAUUCUCGUAUGCUACAACCACUGAAGCAUCAAUUAGUAGCGAUAGUAUAGUAGCAAAACAAGCUAAUGAAUUUCUUAGAAAGUUUCUUAUCGAGCAUCCGAAGUUCUUAAAAAAUCCACUAUACAUAUCUGCCAUAUCUUAUAUGGGAAUUGUAACGCCUAUCAUCACUUUAGAAGUAUACAAUGCAAAUGAACGCGGGGACCAGCCUCCAUUGAAUAUUCAAGGUUACAUUCUUUGCAGCCCACUUACUGAUAAGUUCAUGGACUUUAAUUCAAGAGUAGAAUAUGCGCAUCGCAUGGCCCUUAUAUCAGAUGAUAUUUAUAAGUCCGCAAUAGAUAGCUGUCAAGGUAAUUAUGUAAACAUCGAUGGGGCUAAUUCGGUAUGUGCAAAUAGCCUUCAAAGGUACCAAGAGUGCAUAAGUGGAUUGAACAUGGAAGAUAUUUUGGAGCCGCUGUGUAAUAAAUCUGACCUGAAACCAUAUUGUCGAGAGUACUAUUACGAUUUUGCAACCGACUGGGCAAAUAAUAAAAAUGUGCAAAAAGCUCUUAACAUUCGCGAGGGAACAAUUGGAACAUGGGAGUUCUUCAAUAGGACUAUGCAUUACAUGGAAGGGAAGAAUGACACUUUCUGCUAUGCUUAUGACAUUGAUAGUAGUUUUUCAUACCAUAAGAAACUUAUUAGCAAAAAUUGUCGCGCAUUGAUCUUUAGUGGUGAUCAUGAUAUGACAUUUCCAUAUGUCGGAAUUGAGGAAUGGAUAAACGCCCUUAAUCUCAAAGUUGACAGCUCGUGGAUGCCAUUCUACGUUGACUCUCAAGUCGGAGGAUACAAAAUGAGUUAUGCACAAAAAGAUUUCUCUUUGACAUUCGCUACAGUUAAAGGCGCUGGUCAUUCUGUAGCUCAAUACAAGCCCAAAGAAGCUAUGGUUCUAACAGAGAGGUGGCUAGCUACUAAAACAUAUUCAAGUGACAUGUAAUCCAUCAUGUGAUAAGUUUUCUGAUUCAUGUAGUCCAUGUUUUU